Molecule: messenger RNA, 642 nt
Organism: Emiliania huxleyi CCMP1516
Lineage: Eukaryota; Haptophyta; Isochrysidales; Noelaerhabdaceae
Exons: 1
Coding region: 1-642 (213 amino acids)
Molecular function (GO): S-adenosylmethionine-dependent methyltransferase activity
Source: RefSeq, a predicted model, not a curated record
AUGCUGCCUCGCUCGAUCAAUCUUGUAAUCGGGCCUGGGCCAAAUUGGGCACGGUGCACAGCUGUCGACCAUCGGAAAUGGAAGACGGUUGACAUGGUGAAGGAAUGGGCAGACUAUGUGGUGUACUUCGCCAACUUCAAAGGGUUGCCCCUCCCUGAUGACUCUGUUGGCGCGAUCUAUGCGUCGCACACGAUGGAGCACACGCCCAUGCACGUUUCGCCUCGUAUUUUCAAGGAGUUCCAUCGCGUGCUGCUCCCUGGAGGUUUUCUGCGGGUCAUCACGCCCAACCCGCGGGUGACGAUGCAGCAUUAUCUCGCCGGCGACAACAACUUCAGCCUCUUCCAACGCCGGCGUCGCAUCCAGCAUAGCGGGCACAAUUGGACCCCUUUUGAACUGCUGCGGUCAGAUUUUCUCUCCGUCUCACACCAACCAGACCAGCUUGGAGGAACAGGGCUGGCACAUCAAAAUGCGUGGGACGCGGAGACGAUGAUCAAAGACUUUCAUCGCGCUGGCUUCCGCACCGCAUACGAAUCCGCCUACAACCGCAGCCGGAGUGGCGAGUACUCGUUCGAGGGCCCUGGCGGCUGCCAUUCAGAGGCUGACCAAGCGGAUCGGUCGCUCUACGUGGAGGGCCGAGCGUAG